UCCGCCAAGCCACCCGCAGGCUCCAGUAAGGGAAGCAGAGCAAGUAGGACGCCUUGAGGGAGGAGGAGGAGGAGGCGGUGCUGGUGGUGGAGGACGACAUAAUGGCGGAAGUGGAAGCGGCGGCCGAGGAGGAAGCCGAUGUCGAGCGGGAGCGGCAGGACAAAGGGGCACAGCCGGGGCCUGGGCCCCUGACGCCAGAGUCCGCACUGGACGAGCUCCGGGCUGUUCAGGUGGAGCUGGAGCCUGUUAACGCCCGAGCCAGGAGGGCCUUUUCUCAGCAGAGGGAAAAGCUGGAGCGCAGGCGCAAGCCCCACCUGGAUCGCAGAGGCGCCAUCAUCCGGGGCAUCCCCGGCUUCUGGGCCAAUGUCAUUGCAAACCACCCCCAGAUGUCAGCCCUGAUCACUGACCAAGAUGUACGCAUGCUUAGCUACAUGAUCAACUUGGAGGUGAAAGAAACAAAGCAACCUAUUCACGUCUGCAAGAUCAUGUUGUUCUUUCGGAGCAACCCCUACUUCCAGAAUAACGUGGUUACCAAGGAGUAUCUCGUGAACCUCACAGAAUACAGGCCUUCUCAUUCCACUCCAGUUCAGUGGCAUCAGCGUUAUGACCGUGUGGCCUACCCCAGACACCAGAACAGCAGCCUUAACUUCUUCAACUGGUUUUCUGACCACAACUUCGCAGGAUCUAACAGGAUCGCUGAGAUCCUAAGUAAGGACCUGUGGCGCAAUCCCCUGCAAUACUACACGAGGACCAGGCCACCCGAAGAGGGAACAGAGAUUUCAGGGGACUCCCAUUUUUCGGGUUGAAUAUGAUGGUGCGUCGGACUUCACCUGAAACGGCAGAACUCCUGAAAAGUUACUACAUUAUUCAGGAUGUCAGUACUCAACAUGGUCUUAUGCACAGGAAGCAAAAGAAAGACAGAUCCUGUCAUAGAAAAAUGCAGAUAGGAAGAGGGGGUAAACUUGGAUUUCAUGGAGUGAAAAUAAACACUG
Callithrix jacchus (white-tufted-ear marmoset) is the source of this 992-nucleotide messenger RNA. RefSeq names its product testis-specific Y-encoded protein 3-like. Gene Ontology annotation, cellular component: nucleus. The record is from RefSeq and is a predicted model, not a curated record. Gene Ontology annotation, biological process: nucleosome assembly. Lineage: Eukaryota; Metazoa; Chordata; Mammalia; Primates; Cebidae.